This is a messenger RNA of Plectropomus leopardus (leopard coralgrouper), 704 nucleotides long. Lineage: Eukaryota; Metazoa; Chordata; Actinopteri; Perciformes; Serranidae. The record is from RefSeq and is a predicted model, not a curated record.
GAGCAGCAGCUUCUGAUUAAUACAUUAAUACAUUAAUACAUGAAUGCAUGAAUGCAGGGCUGCUAUUUUCACGAGGUCAGCUCCAUAUAGGAAACCAACCAUUCUCUCCCCCAUCUGCCUCUCUGCCCUCUUUUAUUUCAAACGACAGCUGGCAGUCCUUUUCCUCAAAGAUUUCCCCCCUCUGUAAAGACACUAAUGGACAUUUGAAAUGGACACUGAGUAGAGAAAGUCUCUGGCAAAAAAAAAUGGUUCCAGGCUAAAAUGGAUACUUUGGAACCAGGAAUCUUCCAGUUUUUAACUUCUGUCUCCUCUCUCCAGGCGAGGAAUAUCGCAGUCUGCAUUGAAUUCAAGGAUUCCGACGAGGAUGAAGCCCAGCCGGUGAAGUGCAUCUACGGUCAUCCCGGCGGUCCUUUAUUCACGAAGCAUGCGUAUGCAGCCGUCCUGCACCACCAGCAGAACCCGGAGUUCUACGAUGAGAUAAAGAUAGAGCUGCCUACUCAGCUGCAUGAGAAGCAUCACCUCCUCUUCACCUUCUAUCAUGUUAGCUGUGACAGCAACAGCAAGAAGAAAGACCUGGUGGAGACUCCAGGUAGGCUGCAGCUAUCAGUCAUGUGUCCCCCCUCUGAAUGAAAACACCAGUGGAGGUUUUAGCAAAAACAAUAUGGUGGAUUGAUGUUAAUGAAUGGCGUGCAUAAUAUGGACAA